Messenger RNA from Papaver somniferum (opium poppy), 1183 nucleotides. RefSeq lists its product as uncharacterized. The coding region runs from base 349 to 924 and encodes 191 amino acids. Lineage: Eukaryota; Viridiplantae; Streptophyta; Magnoliopsida; Ranunculales; Papaveraceae. The transcript has 4 exons. The record is from RefSeq and is a predicted model, not a curated record.
UCUCUGCUGUGCCUAGAUAGAGUAGAGUAGUCUGAGGCAGCUCUGAGAGGACAAACAUUUCACACUAGAUUACGGGAUGCUUAUUUAAACAAAACAAAUCCAGAGCGGAAGGAGUGAGAAUUUACGCUCUUUUUCAUCCCACAACUUUAUAUGACUUCUUCUGAUUCUACUUCUUCCACAAAAUAUACUAGUAACAAGAAACCAAGAAAAGAAAAAAUCCCAUCACUUUUCUUCUCUUCUACCUAUAUACUACUGCACUUCCAAAGCAAGCAAUAGUACUUGCUGAAGUUAACAACUCUUAGAGAAAACAGAACCCAUUUCUUUUCUUCUUUCACUGUCUUCAGAGCAAUGGAUGAUUUCAAGAGGAAUCAAAUACCUGCAUUUGGGAACUGGGAUUUCUCAGAUGGGUUACCGAUUACACAGUAUUUUGAAUCAGCAAGACAAGCUGGAUUAGUUAGAUACAGCUGUGGUGAAAGGGAUUUGUACGGUGCUGUUGCUGAUGAUUCUCUUUACUCUAAUCCUCCUCAUAGUUAUCAGCAUGAUCUUAUCAAACCACCGUCCAUUACUGUUGUUUCUCGCAGAAAGACAAAGGGAGGAGUACCAAGGGAGAAACGUUACAGCAACAACAACAAUAAUAAUAGUAUCAAGGAACAAAAGAAGCAUGGUAGGGUAUAUGACGUGACUGAACCGGCAAAACAUCACCAGCAGCAGCAGCAUCAUUCAUCGUAUUCACAUGAUGAUGAUGAUGAUGAUGAUGAAGUUGAACAAUAUCACCAUCAGCAACGUUACAUCCCUCAUCCACAAAGAAUUCCCAAAGCUGUUGAUGAAGAUCUUUACAAAAUCCCACCUGAACUUCUCUACAAACCUAAAAGAAACAAGAUGCUUGGAUUCUUCUCAUGCUUAGUACCCACUUGUGCUGCUUGAAACUGAAGAAGAAGAAGAAGAAGAAGAAGAAGAAGAAGAAAGAAGAAGCUUAAUUUUAGGUUUAAUAUACUUAUAGAAAUAUAUAAUAGAUCAGUCUCUAAUUAAGUUAAGUUAAUUUCAAGAGGUUGUUCUUAAUCACUUGGUUAUUUUGUAUUAAUCCAACAUCCUUAGAGGGGUUAAAUUAAGUAUCUAUCUUUAAUUUUUAAUUUUCUUGCGUGGAGUGUCAAUGAAUGAAUGAAAACAGUUAUCCAUCACUCAA